AGGGACGCUGCAUCACACUUGCUGGACGUAGUCAUAGUGAGAACAAAUCUCUCAGCUCACUGCAGUACAAAAGGUAUAAGGAAAAAUAAGACGGUGGGGCAACACUAUUUCUCGUUCAGAAGUGACAGAAAUAGAAGAAGGAUGAAGGUAGAGAAGUCAGUGAUGCGACACCAGCCUGAUGACUGGCACCGGAACAACUCUUCCCUCCGUCAGGCCAGUGAAGACACCUGCACCACCUCUCACAACCUCCGUCAUCAGUCACAUCACCUCCGAGACCAGAUGCGGAAUAAGACAUGGUGGGACCAGGAUGACAAUACAACUCGCCUUCAAGACCGUAUCUACGAGCUACAGCGAGUCACUAAUGACCUGCAACGAUCCCUCGAGCAGGUCUCCGGGGAGAUCAGGAAGCUGGAGGUAGCCAAGGAAACGACGGAAGCAGAGACGGAGGCGCGGAUUGCUCCCCUCAAUACGGCCAUGGAGUGUCUCACACUGAGGGAGAGGCGCAGGGAGGCAGAUCUUGUGCAUGAUCAACCGGAGAUAGAACUGCACCAGGAGGUGAAGGUGCUGGAGAGGUCCCGAGCACAACUGGAGAAGGUACUGCUUGAAGCUGUCUCUCAUCUAAGGGUUCUUCACGACGCCAAGCAACGACUCCAAGACGAUCUCAAGGACAAGCGGGCAGCUCUGGAGGUAGACAAGAGGCAGGAAGCACUCACCGAGCACUCAUCACAGAUAUCCUUCAAGCCGGAUCCCCUCAGAGUACCCCAAGGAACCAUCCUGCCAGCUGACUGGUUGGACCACUCGCUGAAGAACAUGGCGGCCACAGAGGCUGCCAUCUGUGACUCCCAGAUGCUACGAGACAAAAUGUGUAUCACUAUACAGACAGCAGGGCGGGAGGAUGAAGCCCAGCAGACAGCUACUGACUAUGCCCUCCGUCGCCGCCUACACCAGGAGACUCGAGCCAGGGAUGAACUACAGUGGCAGAAGGAGCGCCUCCUGGAGGAGAUACGUGCUCAUGAGAAAGAAAUUUCAGACCUGGAGGAGCAGCUUCGUGCCUCGUCACUGCCGCUGAAGGUGGCACAAACAAGGCUAGAGGGUAGGACUGAGCGGGUUCGUCAUGACCUGGUGAGGGACGCCCCGCAGGAUGGUCUCACAGCCCAGGUCCAGCAUCUCACCCGUACCCGCACCUUCCUGCGUCAGACACUGGCCAAGGCAUUGGACGCAUUGCAUGCUCUACAGCGCCACCUGCGCACAGUGGAUGUGGACUUGGGUCGGAAGAAUCUCUCUGUGAGCCUGGAGAAAAAGGUGCAAGACUCCCGUGAGGCACUCAAGACUCACUCACCUCCAGAAACUUUGACACAUGCUAAUCUCACACUUACUGGUUCCCUAAGGGUGCACCCGACACAAAUUCUCUAAGAGCUUUAGUAUAUUUUAAGGGUUAAUUAAAGCUUAUCUCCUCUUCUGCAGCUGUAGUUUAGCAACGAAUAUUCGAAUUGCAUAUACAUGUACAUGUAUAUAGAUGAAACUGGUGACCCAGUAUAUGAACUCUGCUUCAUGUGUUCUAUAGGCUCUGCACUUCAGGUAUUCUUUAUUGACGCGAAAAAGCUUAUAAACCAAGUGCAGCGUUGCUAUUUUAUAAAUAUAAAUUUUCCAUAUUGCAUUUAAGUGUAUUAUUUGUUCCAAUUUGUCUGUCUUCACAUACCAUUCCUGUUAUAUCAUAGAUGACAAUAAUACUCUUCCAUAUAGCUUAAGGUCGAGGACACUUAAAACCUUAAAAGUAUCUCAAAAUUGAAAAUGGCAAUAGCAUUUCCUCACUUUCAAAAAAGUCCUUAUUUCAGUGACAGUUAUAGUGGAAACCUUUGCUGAAGUGAUCAGGGAUAGGUACAUUAAGCUUGGAUGGUUAUCAGUGAUGUGAUAAUCUCUGACUUGGGCAGGAGAUUGUAAUUUUGCUGGUUAGUUUUGUUCCAAUAACUGGAAAGAAGGCAUUUAAUUUAUUUGCUGUAGGUGGUCCAAUAUGUUAGUUUGUUAAAAAAAAAAAAGUGUCUACAGAAAUGGUGGGGACUCAGUGAGGUCAAAGUGAAUGUUGGUGGGACAGGGACAUCGGAAAUGAAUCAUGUGUUGUUCUCUGAUAGGAAAAUCGGUUAAGAUAUAUUAUUACAAUCAAAAAGAAGUGCUAAACCCACAAGGAUCAUGCAGCACUACAGGGCAGUAGUAUUUGCUAUAAAUAAAAUAUGCAAAGAUCAGAGACCAUUGAGGGUUAGGAGCAUUUAUGAGGUAAAGUCUGUAAAGGUAGUGAGGAGUGCUAAAGUGAAAAUAUAAUCCAAGUUGGUGUAAUAAAGCAGUCGCUGACAAAUACAGUGGACCCCCGCUUAACGAUCACCUCCAAAUGCGACCAAUUAUGUAAGUGUAUUUAUGUAAGUGCGUUUGUACGUGUAUGUUUGGGGGUCUGAAAUGGACUAAUCUACUUCACAAUAUUCCUUAUGGGAAAAAAUUCGGUCAGUACUGGCAGCUGAACAUACUACUGGAAUGAAAAAAGUUCGUUAACCGGGGGUCCACUGUAAUCAAAGAGGGGGUCUGUGUCAAAGAUGGGGCAGGACGUAUUAAGAGAUAGUGUACUGACAGUGCGAGGCGAGUCCUCUCAGUGCAGUGCAAGAAUCUUUUAAGACUACUACUGUUUGCUGAUUGAUAAAUUUUCUUGUACUAUGCUGGUGUCCUCUGAUGUGCUGCUUGCUCGACCAAAGCUGUCGAUGACCUAGCAGAAGCGCUAUGCACAUAAAAGGCCCGAUCUAGAACACUACUGGAACAGGUCACAUAUCCCCUGACAGCUUAUAAAUUUAAGAUGAUUUUUUAGCAAAGUCCUAUCUCACAGUAUUAACAAAUCAAACAUCUGCUAACUAGUUUUAUUAUGUGACCUCUAGGCUCUUAAUUCUGCCAAUCCAUAAAAUCAUCUUAUUUCUCAAUAUUAACCAAAUCUGCCAAAACAUCUGCUAAGUAGUCUUGUCAUGUGACCUGGCUUUUAAUUCUGCCAUUCCAUAAAAUAUUACCACCUGCAUCAUUACUUGUAAGGUAGAUUUUGUGUGCAAUUUCAAGCUUAUUUUACCGAACCCUAUGCUGUAUAGCCCUUGUGGCUUAGCGCUUCUUUUUGAUUAUAAUAAUAAAUACCGAACCCUACUCACUUGUACUAAGUUUAAAUAAUAUUGUAUUAAAUUUAAAUAAGAUUGUAAAACAGCUAACCACUAUUACUUGUCUAGUU
Cherax quadricarinatus is the source of this 3250-nucleotide messenger RNA. RefSeq names its product tektin-2. The record is from RefSeq and is a predicted model, not a curated record. NCBI's taxonomy places the organism in Eukaryota, Metazoa, Arthropoda, Malacostraca, Decapoda, Parastacidae. Gene Ontology annotation, biological process: cilium assembly; cilium movement involved in cell motility. Gene Ontology annotation, cellular component: nucleus; microtubule cytoskeleton.